CACGCCACACACACACCCCCCCCCCUCCCUUCUCACACACACACACACACACACACACACACACUGCAAUCCAGCGCUAUCAGCGACCGCGCGCAGAAGUCACUGUCCAACUCGUGGUGCCUGCAACUAAAAAGGUGAUGGCGGAGGACAUCCAGGAGAAGCUGCAGAAGUACCGCACGGCGCCCUUCGACGCCCGCUUCCCCAACCAGAACCAGACCAGGAACUGCUGGCAGAACUAUCUGGAUUAUCAUCGCUGCCAGAAAGCGCUGGAGGCCAAAGGGGUGGACGUGGCUCCCUGUGACUGGUACAAAAGAGUCUACAAAUCGCUCUGCCCUGUGUCCUGGAUUGAGAAGUGGGACGGGCAGCGAGAUGAUGGAACGUUCCCCGGGAAGAUAUGAACACCUCUCCACCAAAGAGUGACGUCAUCGUCGGCAUGGGAACCUGAAAACACUUUUUGUUUGUGUGUGUAAACCCGUACCCUGCCGAGUGGGACCGGAACUACAUUUCCCACGAUGCACCUGUGGAUCAGCAGGGCAGGCUGGAUUUUUGUAGUCAUUCCUAAUUAAAGUGAAAAUAUUGUAUUGCAGCUUCUGCAUUAAAUCUCUCAGGCGUUACAGUGA
This is a messenger RNA of Colossoma macropomum (tambaqui), 620 nucleotides long. Its product is annotated as cytochrome c oxidase subunit 6B1. The coding region runs from base 138 to 398 and encodes 86 amino acids. The record is from RefSeq and is a predicted model, not a curated record. Gene Ontology annotation, cellular component: respiratory chain complex IV; mitochondrion. Lineage: Eukaryota; Metazoa; Chordata; Actinopteri; Characiformes; Serrasalmidae. The transcript is spliced from 4 exons.